Octodon degus (degu) is the source of this 3336-nucleotide messenger RNA. RefSeq names its product interleukin 18 receptor 1 (gene Il18r1). Lineage: Eukaryota; Metazoa; Chordata; Mammalia; Rodentia; Octodontidae. Gene Ontology annotation, molecular function: interleukin-18 binding; interleukin-18 receptor activity. The transcript has 11 exons. The record is from RefSeq and is a predicted model, not a curated record. Bases 35 to 1777 code for a protein of 580 amino acids. Gene Ontology annotation, biological process: interleukin-18-mediated signaling pathway; positive regulation of type II interferon production.
AAGAGAGGACCUGGUGGCGUCCGGGGAGUGGCAGAUGGGCGACGUGCAUGGGUGGAUUUGGCGAGAGGGCAUUUUGUCUGAAGGCACCGGCUUAACCUGCCCUGCUGUUUGUAGAGGGACCGUGUACAACAGGACUUCAAGCAUGCAUCGUGGAGAAUUGCUCUUGAUAAUUUGUGUUCUGACAGCUAAAAGCACCUCAGGGAGAAAUUGUAUUUCACGGCACCAUGUUAGUGUGGUGGAAGGGGAGCCCUUUUACCUCAAGUAUUGCUCCUCUUCAGCCGCUCCGGGCAGGGAAGCAGCCACCCCGAAAUGGUACAAACACGACCCCCUCCACGGGCAUGCUGAGCUGCACCCGGAUGCCUCAGCCCGGGUCACGCUGCACCACGACAUCUUGGAGUUUUGGCCGGUGGAGUUAGAGGACCAGGGAUCCUACUAUUGCCAGCUGGGAAAUGAUACCCAGGAAUGGAAAGUAAACGUUGUCAAAAGAGAUAAGCAGAGCUGUUUUACUGAAAAACAAGUACAAAGUAGACACGUGCGAGUUACCAAAUCUUUGCAGAUAGCCUGCAAUAACAGUCACUAUAAGGAGUGGAUCCACAGGACGGUGCUGUACAAGAACUGUACAAAAAUAGCCGAAGAAAACAAUCGAUUCUACCUAAUGCCCAUACUGAAGAAUGCGGAGUUUGAGGACCGGGGCUACUACUCCUGUGUGUUUUUUCUUCGGCACAACGGAAAACCAUACAACAUCACCAAAACCUUCAACAUAGUGAUAGCUGAAGAUCACAGUAACAUCAUUCCCAUUAUUCUCGGACCAAAACUGACUUCAGUUGAAGUGGAAUUAGGACAAGAUGUGGACCUCAACUGCUCUGCCUUGCUGAUUGAAGAGGACCUUCUCUACUGGAACUUCCAGAAAGAAAAUGGAGCAGAGCCUAAUGUGCACGAAGACAACAGAUCAAGCUCUUGGACGUUAGAAGGCAAACCAUAUGCUUCAAAAAUCCUGAGAAUUCAGAAAAUUAAUGAAAACAAUCUAAAUUUUUUAUACAAUUGUGCUGUGGCGUACCCCGGAAGCAAAGAUAUCAAAAGCUUCGUUUUGUUGAGAAAAGGCAUGGCUGACAUCCCCCGCCACGUCUUCACUGGAGGGAUGACUGUGGCCACCGUGCUCUCUGUGGCAGUGCUGUCCCUGGGGGUCGUGUGCAUCAUUUAUAGAGUGGACGUGGUUCUGUGCUACAGACGCUGGGUGGGCAGUGACGAGACGCUAGCAGAUGGCAAGAUGUACGAUGCGUUCGUGUCCUACCUGAGAGAGCGUGGGCCAGGGAGUGGUGAAGAGUACACGUUUGCCGUGGAGACACUGCCCACGGCACUGGAGGGACACUUCGGGUAUAAGUUAUGCAUAUUCGAAAGGGAUGUGGAGCCCGGAGGAGCUGCUGUUGAUGACCUCCAUUCACUGAUCCAGAAAAGCCGACGGCUGAUCAUUCUCCUCAGUAAGAGCUAUCUGUCUCACCAAGUCAGGUAUGAACUGGAGAGCGGGCUCCACGCAGCCCUGGUGGAAAGGAAGAUCAAAAUAAUCUUAAUUCAGUUUGCACCUGUUGGGGAUGUCCCUCUCUUGCCGCAGUCUCUAAAGCUUCUGAAGUCACACAGAGUUCUCACAUGGAAGGCUGAGGAGUCUCUUUCAUACAACUCGAGGUUCUGGAAAAACCUUCUGUACUUAAUGCCUGCAAAAGCAAGCAAGGCAGACAGGGAUUUGUCCGAGGUUUUGCCGGUGCUUGCUGAAGUGUAUUGAUAUUUGGAACGGCGGAGUAUCUCCAAGACUGGUGCUUCUGGGGACAGAGUGAGGGCCCGCUCAGGGCAGACUCUCCUUUGAAACGCUGAAUGCCCUACAAAGCCUUCUGAAGGAGGGCCUUGUCUUUAGAUCACCAGGGAUGAGACUGGCUCUUGAGCUGGUCCUGUGCUUCUGGAUGACCCUGGGUUUCCCACGGGCUGCAGCUGGUCCUUUCCCUGGCGGCUGCUUGCACCGUUACUGCAGGCAGCAAGCACAGCGGGGUCCCGGGCAGAUGUGCUGCCCAGCAGGCACUACGCUGAGAGCCGCCGGUGCUAGCAGGCCCUUUGGUCUCGGGACUUUACACGCAGGGAGAAGCAUUCUCUGUGAGCCGGUGGGUGGCCGUCCUGGGCAUGCUGCCCUGCGUCCACAUCCCUGGCCCCCUGGAUCCUGGUGGGAGGGGGAAAGGAGCUGCGGGGGUGAGCAGGUGCUGUGGCGGGGGCAGACCCCAGGACAUGCUUCCUUCUCCUGGCCCCUGCGCAAGGCAGCAGUUCCGGGAGCCCCAAGGAGGCCCAGGACAGAGCUUGCUUAUCCAGACCUAUUCUUGGGAAUCUAAAGGAACCCCCAGCACCUUUGUCUUUCAUGAGUGGCCCCAAUUUCAUUUCAGAUAUUCUCAAUGACUUUCAUUUCUAGUGCACUAAAACAGUGAUAGAUGUCAUGUAAAUAAUUAUAUUCAAGAUGGUGCCAGAUCACAUUAGCCAUUAAAUGGAAAAAAUAAAAAGAAAUGUGCCUGCUUGAUUUUUAAAAAAACCUUGGGUCCCAGAAGCCCUGGCAUAGAGGCAGCCUGGCAUGCUGGCUGAAGUGCUGGGCUGCGCAGCCCACCCCCAGCGUCAGUCUUGCUCUUCCUCUGUGGUCGCCGGGGCCUCAUCUGACCUCCCCAUGCCUCAGUUACCCCAUCUAUAAAAUUAGAACUUGUAAUGGUUGUACCUGCUCCCCAGAGUCUACACUCUGCACUUCCGUAGAACAGUUCUAAGAGCUGUUACUUGCUCCUUCACUGGUAAGGAUAUUAGUACCAGAAUUAAUUCUUGCUUGGAUCCAUUACUUAGCAACAGGCUAAAGAGAAGUCACAGGGCAGGGUGUGGCGGCUCAGCAGCUGGGAGGACAGGCUGCAUUUGCAGAUGUUUGCCAAGACACUGAGACAGAGCCGCGGCCUCCCAUGCAGGCGAACUGCAUCCCUAAUGGGGCCCGUGCUGUGCGUCUCCAACACCUCGAAGCAGCAACUGGUCAAGCUGACCACAGGGCCCCGGGCAGCAGCCUCCAGCAGAAGGGGCGGUCACAGAGGCACGAAGGCGCCGGCGUGGAGGACCAGUUAGGGGCAGUGGGUGCAGCGUGGAUGCACUAGGGGAGUUUAAAGCAGAGAUGCAGUCGAUUGUGCUAAAACUUCCGGGAGAAUGAGAUUUCCUCUGCGACAGGGGGAUUUAAUUUUAUAGUGCUUAUGAUUCGGUGUGCUAAUUGGCUGGAUUAUGAAAAUCAAUGAAGGGAUGGCUUAAUAGAAUAAGUGCUUCCCUGGCAAGCUCAAGGGU